Periophthalmus magnuspinnatus is the source of this 3193-nucleotide messenger RNA. RefSeq names its product V-set and transmembrane domain containing 2B (gene vstm2b). Bases 363 to 1199 code for a protein of 278 amino acids. Lineage: Eukaryota; Metazoa; Chordata; Actinopteri; Gobiiformes; Gobiidae. The transcript has 5 exons. The record is from RefSeq and is a predicted model, not a curated record.
GCUGCUUUUUGCCCACCAGAGGAAACGCUUAUGUGAUGGGUUUUUGGAGCGGAGCCCAGCACUGCUCUCCUGCUUCGACUGGGAAACGGGCUAACGGUGAAGUUUGCCUCGAAAACAGCGGGGAAAUAAAGGGAAACGACUUUGACUUGGAUUAAAAACCACUUCUUGGACUUGUCUUUCUUCUUUUUCUUGUGGUCUGAAACAUGCUAGCGCUCACACACGGAUUGUACAUGUUGCCCGGUUGAUGGCUUUACUUGUGGAUUGUGCUUCUCCUCUUUUGCCGGAUUUGGAGUUAUUUGCCCCACAUUUAGGUCAAAUGACCGUCUAAUGUCCGAGCUGCGUGUGACGAGCCAUACUGUGACAUGGGUAAAACCGGACUCUACAGCCUCCUCUACUUCAUCCUCCACUCACCUUUUAUCAUCUGUGCACAUGCCGCAUUUACCGAGGUCCCUAAAGAUGUGAGCGUGGGGGAGGGUGAGGACGUGGAGAUGCCCUGCGCCUUCAAGGCUGUCAGCGCGGCACCGAUGGCUCUGGAGAUCCAGUGGUGGUACCUGAAGGAGGAGCAGCCGGAGGAAUUGCCUGAAGAGCUGCAGAUCAGUUCACCGGCCAGCAGAGCCAAGAUUGUUCCAAGGGAGGCCACGAAAAUAAGUACGGUGCGCGUCCAGGGUAAUGCCAUCUCGCACCGCCUCAGUCUGUCUAAAGUGAAGAAGGAGGAUGAGGGAAUCUAUGAGUGCCGCGUGUCCGACCUGUGGGCCGACGAGACUCAGGAAUUUACCGUGCACGCCACUCUCCGAGUCACCCGCGCAGAUGCCAUGGUGGCAGAAGAGGCCGUGUCCCACAUCCAGAACCGCUGGCCCCUCCGGAAUACCAACGCAGGGCUGGGAGCAGGGGGAGGAGUACCCGGAGGUGGAGCUGGCAGGGCCACCUCGGAGCCCAGCCCAGGGGGACCUGGAGGGCAGAGAGCAGGAGGAGCCAGGGGCAAAGGGCCACAACAGGCGCAACCGGGCCUCCUGCCCUCCAUCUCCUCCACCACCGCCGCCACAGGGGUGAAGUCGGCUGCUGCCUCUCCUCUGCCAGGCUCUGCAGCACUCUGGCAGCAGCUCGGAGUCGGCUGCAGCAUCCUGAGCUCGAUGGACCCCCUGCUGUGCAUCACCCUCCUGUUCCUGCAUAACCUGCUCCCGUUCCUGUUGGCCCACUGAAGACAUUUCAACCAAAAUUCAACCGACAACCUACCCGCCCGACUACCACUCUCUCACUCUCUCAAAAAACCAAAAUGCCAAACGAGCAGCCGGUGGGGUCAGGGGGAUCGGGUUUCACAUCUUAUAUACUCGCCACACAUCACCGCAGGGAGUGACGGCGAUGCAACCGGCACCCGAAACUUCAAGAGAGUUUGAAAAUUAUCGAAUGGACUUAAAUAAAGAUUGAACACUGACUUUUUGGACUCUAUAGGAGCUCGUGCGGACGUUUUGGGAGAAAGAAUACAAAAAAAAAAAGCAGGAUUACGGGAUGCACAUUGGCCAGGCGGAGCGCUGCCUCUACUCUGCAUAGCACCGGCUUCACGCAUGGCCCUCCUCAUAUUACUAGGUCACCGCCAUGUUUGUUUUUUUUUCGAAAGCAUCUCCACUGUGAAUCCUGCUUUUAACCAACACCAGUCACUUUAAUAAUGUGAGCCCUUCGGUUGGUUCGAGACAUCUGUUUUAUGAGAAAAAAAAUAAAGUGUGAUCUCAGUGUUAUGUUUUUGCUUUUAACGGAGAGGAGGUUUUGGAACAUUCGCAUUAUACGGAGGUGAAAUUAUUCAGGCUGUGUUGGUCUAAUGUACUUUUUGUCCACCCCGUAGAUGAAAACGACAGUGGAAGAAUAGUGGGGCUGCAUGUGGGAAGUGUGAAGAGGCUUGAGCAAAAAUAAAGAUUGGUGAUGAAAGAGUGAAGUUUAAUUGGACACAUUUCAACAGGAAGGGAGAGCUGGUCAAUAGUGCACAGAUGGAAACAUUUAUUCAAUAUGGUGUUUUUCCAAGGCUGAAAAAAAUAUUUGUAUACAAAAUGUUAGGUCAACUGAUACUAAACUUUCAGCAUGUGGUCACUGUGGCAUUGCAGUUUAAAGAAGAAAUAAAGUUAUCUAAUGAGUCGCAAUGGAAUAGUGGGUUGGGUGUUAUUCCACCAGUGUAACAGUCAGAGAUUCAGGUCCAAACUUGCCAUACGGACGUUAGGCUAGCUAGACAGUCGUUGGACUAGCUUUACACUUUACCCACAUUGCUCACUUCAGUUGUGGUAACGUGGCUGGCAGUAUCUGGAUGGGUCAUCGGGCAUACAAUAAAUUAGACGUACAUUUAUAUAUAUUAUUUCCAAUUAUAAAUACAUUCAUAAGGGAAAAAAUUAAUAUGAACUAUAGAGGAAAAUUCAGAUCUAAAAAUGUGCCAUUGCGAGUUUAACAUUGCAUCCAUACAGGGCUAUAUUGUAUCUAUAAGAGAGACCUGAUGCCUUGGUGGUGGUCCGCACUUUCUGAGCAAGUCUUAAUGUGUAGCACUACAGUUGAAAUGCUCCUCUACAUUAAAUAUGCAUAUGUUUUAAUCCUCUAAAUUACAAUUGCCUAUUCUGAUAUGGAGUCGAUUUCAUCUUACUAAUAAAUUAUGUUUUUGUCUUUACUGAGCGCAACAUUUUGUAACCCUUUACUUUUAAAAUGUAUAGCCUCAAAGUCAUUUGCAUGAUUCCUUGAUAUAUAUUAAAAAACAAUCCGAUUGCCACUUAAAAACUUCAGUAUGUAACUCAAAGUGUGCAAUUUUGAAAAAAAACUUUAUGUCCUAUCAUUUAACUUAUUUUCAUAUAAAAAGAGUUACACAAUGUUGCUCUGAGAAUAGGCCUACAGUAUUGGUUAAGCUUCUGCCCUGAUUAAAAACAUUAUAAUUGGCAACAAGUGAAUAUCUUUUGCCAUAAAUUAAUUAGUGAAGUAUCCACUAUUGUUCCACUGUCGUCUGUCCACUCCACGGAGCCAACACAUUUGUCUCAUGGCUGUGUUCCAUCAUGUAAACACUGAAUAAGCUGAUCUAUUUUGAUUAAGAUAAGGCACACCUGACCAUUGUUGUUGUUUAUCACCUCCAAUGAUGUUUAUUUUUAUUAAAUCGAUGGUGAUCAAAGUGAAGACAUUUCAUUUCUACCAGACAAAUAGAUUUAUUGGUAUCUCGCCAGCUGCGGUUCAG